Molecule: messenger RNA, 3488 nt
Organism: Sciurus carolinensis (gray squirrel)
Lineage: Eukaryota; Metazoa; Chordata; Mammalia; Rodentia; Sciuridae
Gene: Pecam1
Product: platelet and endothelial cell adhesion molecule 1
Exons: 17
Coding region: 256-2472 (738 amino acids)
Biological process (GO): cell surface receptor signaling pathway
Molecular function (GO): transmembrane signaling receptor activity
Source: RefSeq, a predicted model, not a curated record
CCUGGAGAGGGGCGUCGCAGAAGGCCACCUCUCACAUGGAGCGUUCCGGUUCUUCACUCUGCAGGAGGAGCUUCACCUGGCACGGUGACACGGUGCGGAGGGAUCUGCGGACCGGCCAGCCGACCGCGCAGCGAGCGCCCUGGAGGGCAGGCCCAGGACACGUUUCUCAUCUGUGGCGAGGGGGAAGUGUUUUCUGCCCCGGAGGCAUGACCCAGAGGCGGCACUAACGUGCUUCAGCAGUCCCCGGCUCUCAGGAUGCAGCUGAGGUGGGCCCGAGGGGACAAGAUGUGGCUGGGAGUCCUGCUGACGCUCCUGUUCUGUUGGAGCCUGGAUGGUGAAGAGAACUCUUUCACCAUCAACACCAUCCAGAUGGAGAGCCUGCCAGACUGGACGGUGCAAAACGGGCAGAACCUGACCCUGAAGUGCGUCGUGGACAUCAGCACCACCUUGAAGGUCAAGCCUCAGCACCUGAUGCUGUUCUACAAGGACGACACGCUGCUUUAUAACGUCUCCUCCAUGGAGAAUGUGGAGAGCUUUUUUAUUCCCGAAGCCCGGGUCUACGACUCAGGGACAUACAAAUGCAUGGUGGUUCUGAACAACAAAGAGAAAACCACUCAGGAGUACCAGGUCUUGGUGAAAGGAGUUCCCAGUCCCAAAGUGACUCUGGAUAAGAAGGAGGCCAUCGAAGGCGGGCUUGUGGCAGUCACUUGUUCUGUCCUAGAGGAAAAGGCCCCGAUACAUUUCACAAUUGAAAAACUGGAACUACAUACAAAAAUUGUCAAGCAAAAAAGGGAGAAGACUUCUCGGGACCAGAAUUUUGUGACGAUGGAAUUCCCAAUUGAGGAGCAGGACCAUGUCUUAGUAUUCCGCUGUCAAGCCAGGAUCAUUUCUGGGAUCCACAUAGAGAUCUCAGAGUCCAGCCGGAGCGAACUGGUCACCGUGAGGGAGUCCUUCUCCAUGCCCAAGUUCCACGUCAGCCCCUCUGGAGUGAUCACAGAAGGAGAACAGCUCCACAUCAAGUGCACCAUUCAGGAGACGCACCUGGACCACGAAAUUCCAGAAAUCAUAAUCCAGAAGGACAAGGCAAUCGUGGCCACCAGCAGACGCGGCUCCGAGGCUGUGUACUCGGUAAUGGCCAUGGUGGAGCACAACGGCAACUACACCUGCAAGGUGGAGUCCAGCCGCAUAUCCAAGGUCAGCAGCAUCGUGGUCAACAUAACAGAACUGUUUUCCAAGCCGAAGCUGGAAUCUUCCUCCGUCCGUCUAGACCAAGGUGAAAUACUGAACCUGUCAUGCUCCAUCCCAGGAGCGCCCCCAGCCAACUUCACUAUCCAGAGGGAAGACAUGAUUGUGUCGCAGGACCAGAACUUCACCAAGAUCGCCUCAGAGUGGGACAGCGGCAUGUACACCUGCACCGCAGGCAUCGGCAAAGUGGUCAAGAAAAGCAACACUGUCCAGAUCACCGUGUGUGAAAUGCUCUCCAAGCCCAGGAUUUCCCACGAUGCCAAGUCUGAGAUCAUAAAAGGACAGACCAUAAGAGUCAGUUGCCAGUCGAUAAAUGGAACUUCACCUAUUUCUUAUCACCUUUUGAAAGCAACUAGUACUUCAGAAAUACAGAAAAAGUUCUCAAAUGAUCCCGCAGUAUUCCAAGAUAAACCAACCAAAGAUGUUGAAUACCAGUGUGCCGCAGAUAAUUGCCAUUCCCACCCUGGAAUGGUCAGCGAGGUUCUGAGGGUCAAGGUGAUAGCCCCAGUGGAGGAGGUCAAGCUUUCUAUCCUGUCGAGUGAGGAGGUGGAAUCUGGGGAGGAGAUGGUGCUUCUAUGCUCAGUGACUGAAGGGACUGGUCCCAUCACAUAUAAGUUUUACAAAGAAAAGGAGGACAAACCCUUCCAUCAAGUUGUCACAAAUGACACCCACACAUAUUGGCACAAGACACAGGUUAGCAAGGAGCAUGAGGGACAGUACUACUGCACGGCUUCCAACAGAGCCAGCUCCAUGAGAGGCAGCUCCCAAAGCAACACUCUGACAGUCAGAGUUUUCCUUGCCGCAUGGAAGAAAGGACUCAUUGCAGUUGUCGUCAUUGGAGUGAUCAUUGCCACCUUGAUUGUUGGGGCCAAAUGCUAUUUUCUGAGGAAAGCCAAGGCCAAGCAGAUGCCCGUGGAGAUGUCCAGGCCAGCAGCACCACUUCUGAACUCCAACAACGAGAAGGUGUUGGAUCCCAAUAUUGAAGCCAACAGCCAUUAUGGUUAUGGUGAUGAUGUCGGAAACCAUGCAAUGAAACCAUUAAAUGAAAAUAAAGACUCUCUGAGCUCGGAUGUGGAGUACACUGAAGUGGAAGUGUCCUCAGUGGAGCCCCAUCAAGCUCUGGAAACAAAGGGGACAGAGACGGUGUACAGUGAGAUCCGGAAAGCCGACCCCAAUUUCAUGGAAAACAGAUAUUCUAGAACGGAAGGCUCCCUUGACGGGACUUAAGACCAUGAAGACAGGUGCUCAUUCCUGAGAGGACAUCCACGUCCCCAAGAGGAGCAGAUGCUUCCUGUGUUCCAAGAGCUCUGUGCAUUUAUUUAUGACCUGCCCUGCUCCCAGCAACCUAGCAAUUCCUCAGGCCGAGCCACCAGUUCUUGUAUCCACCCUGCUGCGUUAAUGUUGGGUGUAAAGAAAUUAGGAGGGGCUGUUUAUUUGCCCAGUGGCCCUCCUUCCAAGUUGGAGCAUCCUUGCAAUUUGGAAGAGCAAGAGGAGGUUCAGGGUAAACAGGCCACUGGGAUAUUCUGAAACUUGAAUAUUUUGUCUUGUACAGAGAUUCAAAAAAAACUUUCCCAUGUACCCUCCUACACUGAAACUGGUUUUGUUUUAUAGUCAGUCACUUCUAGAGAAUGGCCUGGUUUGGGGGCAGCUUGUUUUGGGUAUUGUUUUUUUUCUUCUUUCUUUCUUUCUUUCUUUCUCUUCCUGUGGUCCUUCAAAAGCCCAUAGCUCUGGGUAGUCCUUGUCCUCUGGAAGUGCACACUGCUGGCCAUACAGCUUCUCUCCGUCCCCUCUGUGACCUCACUGGCCAUGAUGGGGAAAUACUGCUGCUUGGGAGCAUCUCCUUUGAAACACCAGCCUGAAGAUGAGGUUCAUCCAGGCGACGCUCAUGACCAAAAAUGAAGGAGGAGCAGGCCCCGGGAUUCUGAGCUCUCUUCUCUUCUACCUUGCUGAGGGCCAAAAGACGAGACGAUGGUUGCCUACAGCGGAUAGUAUUUUCAAUAGAAAAAUGAAAUGUGUAUUUUUCUUACUAAUUUUUUUUUUAUUUAUUCCUUACUUUAAAAAAAUGGUCUCCUGAGGUCUCCAGAUGGUUUUGAGGGGGUCUUGGGAGCGUGGAAGCAGGCCGCGGCCGUCGUGCUGCGGAGUACACACACCUAACCAAGACAGCCUUCCCUGUUGGCCUCGGUGACGCAGCGGCGGGGGCCCUGAGGGGUGCUCUAUUAAAUAAAUUUGAUCUUUACUCUUCA